AUAUCUCGAUAUUUUCAUGGCCGCGAAACAAAAUGGCUGUAGAGGGUGGAUAUUCGGCAAGUGUCAAAAGUAGUGAUUAAACAUUUUAACUGAAUAAGAAUAAACUUAUAUAUUUAAAUAUUAAAAUUAAAUAUUUUGAAGUAGUUACAUAUUACAAUCAUGAUUCGUUUUAUUUUAAUUCAAAAUAGAGCUGGUAAAACUAGACUUGCUAAAUGGUACAUGAAUUUUGAUGACGAUGAAAAACAAAAAUUGAUCGAAGAAGUUCAUGCAGUAGUUACUGUUAGAGAUGCCAAACAUACUAAUUUUGUAGAAUUCCGCAAUUUUAAGAUUGUCUAUAGACGAUAUGCAGGUUUAUAUUUUUGCAUUUGUGUAGAUGUAAAUGAUAAUAAUCUUUGUUACUUGGAAGCAAUUCAUAAUUUUGUGGAGGUUUUAAACGAAUAUUUUCACAACGUAUGCGAAUUGGACUUAGUCUUUAAUUUUUAUAAGGUGUAUACAGUAGUAGAUGAGAUGUUUCUAGCUGGUGAAAUUAGAGAGACCAGUCAAACUAAAGUGUUAAAGCAGUUAUUGAUGCUGAACUCCUUAGAAUAAGUCAACUUAUUCCUUUAUAAAGUAUUCAGAGAUACUCUGAAGAUUGUUUAUUUAUAAAGAAAGUUGGUAAUUAUGUAAUUUACAAUGCGUUUAAAUUAUUGAAAAGAAUGCAGGAAUAUAGCUAUAUUAUUCAUAAUCUUACAAAUAAAUGUCAUAUACAUCACAGUAACAAUUAUAAAUGUUACUUUAUCAUUUGAAUGUAAUACACGUUCCUACUUUUUUGUUACUUGUGAAAUAAUAUAUAUAAUUAAAAAAUAUCUAUUCUAUUAAUUUUAAGAAUAAGGAA
Vespa mandarinia (Asian giant hornet) is the source of this 874-nucleotide messenger RNA. It is a transcript of the gene AP-2sigma, whose product is annotated as adaptor protein complex 2, sigma subunit. The record is from RefSeq and is a predicted model, not a curated record. Gene Ontology annotation, molecular function: clathrin-cargo adaptor activity. Gene Ontology annotation, biological process: clathrin-dependent endocytosis; intracellular protein transport. Gene Ontology annotation, cellular component: membrane coat; AP-2 adaptor complex. NCBI's taxonomy places the organism in Eukaryota, Metazoa, Arthropoda, Insecta, Hymenoptera, Vespidae.